This is a messenger RNA of Prorocentrum cordatum, 349 nucleotides long. NCBI's taxonomy places the organism in Eukaryota, Dinophyceae, Prorocentrales, Prorocentraceae. The record is from the annotation of a GenBank genome assembly.
GCGGUCAAGAAGCGCGGCGGCUCUAUCUCGGCCUCCGUCCAGAUUGGCACCCAGGCCGGGUUGGACGCUGCACGCAAGAUUGUCAAUGACAAGAAGCUUAUGCUCUCUCGGCACACUGCAGUCGGGCACAAGCUGGCUAGGUGCAAGAUGCAGUACGAGAAGGGCCAAAUCAAGAUUGAGGAUCAGACCAAGGUGGAAAUUGACGCGCUGCAGAUCGAGCUCCCGGCCACGAUGCGGGCCGUGGCGCCUGAGCCUGCGGUCGACACCGAGGUUUUCGACUUGCCCUCGGAGCUGCUCGAGCAGGGCGACGCCGCCGAGUUCAAGGCCAUGGUGGAGAGCCCUGCCAGAA